This is a messenger RNA of Gamsiella multidivaricata, 993 nucleotides long. RefSeq lists its product as uncharacterized. The record is from RefSeq and is a predicted model, not a curated record. NCBI's taxonomy places the organism in Eukaryota, Fungi, Mortierellomycota, Mortierellomycetes, Mortierellales, Mortierellaceae. The transcript has a single exon. The coding region runs from base 1 to 993 and encodes 330 amino acids.
AUGGUCAAAGUUCUCGUCAUCGGCGCCUCUGGCUACAUCGGCUUUCGCCUCUCGCAGCAGCUGCGCCGCAACAAUCACAUCGUCUAUGGCACUGCUCGUAGUGCCGCCAAGGAAAACCUUCUUCAAAUCAACGAGAUCAUCCCCAUCGUCGGAAGCAUUGAGGCCGAGCUCCAUCAGGCCGUGCCCUGGCUCGAAGCCGUCAGGACCGAGAAUAUCGAAGUCGUUAUCGACCUUUCCGGCAUCCAAACCUCUGUCAAGACCGUUCUCGAACCUCUCAUUCGUCUUUCCAAGGAGCGUCAGUCUAGACACCUGCCCAAGAUUGGCUUCAUUUACUGCUCGGGUGUAUGGGUCCAUGGUUCCAGCACCAGCCCGACCAGCGAUCUCGCACCUGCAGGUCUCAAGGCCUCAGCGCACCAGCCCCCACAGUUGGUUGUAUGGCGACCAGAAGUCGAGCACCAGGUUCUGGCUUCAUAUAAUCACCUCAACGCUGCUGUGAUCCGUCCUGCUAUGGUCUAUGGAGGCACUAGCGAUAUAUGGGGCCUUUAUUUCGCGCAGAUCUAUCAAAGUAUUCAGAACAACACUCCCAUUUCGCUUCAAGCAGACCCCACCGCCGCAUUGUCGCUAAUUCAUGUGGACGAUACCGCUUCCGCAUUCGUGGCUGCCGUCGAGAAACUGGAGCUGAUCGCCGGACGCAAGGACCAAUACCCAGUGUUUGAUUUGGCGACUUCACAUGAGAGCCUGGCCUUUAUCUUGACGAGGUUUGCACAGGAGCUGGGCUACAAGGGCAAGGUAGAAUUGACAGGUGUGCCUGAGGGAGAUUCAAUGCCGCAGUUGUUCAUCCAGGCCUUCAAUACAAGCAUCAACGAGAGCAGCACAAGGGCACGGUCGCUUCUCGCAUGGACUCCCACAAAGACAGGGAUGGCCGCGGGGAUGCACAUCUACGCCAAGUCGUGGCUCGGAGGUUAUCUUGAGAAGCAGAAGGCAUCCAAGUGA